Molecule: messenger RNA, 2037 nt
Organism: Salvia miltiorrhiza (redroot sage)
Lineage: Eukaryota; Viridiplantae; Streptophyta; Magnoliopsida; Lamiales; Lamiaceae
Product: S-type anion channel SLAH3-like
Exons: 5
Coding region: 275-1924 (549 amino acids)
Biological process (GO): intracellular monoatomic ion homeostasis; transmembrane transport
Cellular component (GO): membrane
Molecular function (GO): voltage-gated monoatomic anion channel activity
Source: RefSeq, a predicted model, not a curated record
GGGGUGAGGGGUUAGGCAGAGUAGUACAAUUUCUUAAAAUCUAAUCGUAAUGUCAUUUUAUGUGGGAUAGAAAUAAAGUUGUGGCGGAAUUAAGUAAAGAUCGCGCGUCUUCCAUGAAAAUUGCUUACUCAUUUCUAUUCUAUAAAUACUGCCUCAUUUUCUUCAUAACAACAUCGCUUCCUUGUCUCUCAUUGCUUUUCAUAUCAAUCGUCUUUUAUGCUUUCACCUACUCAGAACUAGCGAAGACGAGAAGAGAUCAAAGAUCAAGGAUUCAAUGGCUGCCAAGGGAGAUUGGCAGGAAGCACUACCACCGUUGAUCAAAGCCAUCACUGCAAAUGAAGUUGACGGCUUUAAUAGUCUCAAAGUGUAUAACGAUUUGAAAUGUGAAGACAAAUUAUCCGCGGCUUCUGUUUUCUGUAUCGAAGCAGCAAACAUGGAGAAGGAAGACAAUCAAGGGAUGCCCACCGUGUCCAUCAGUAUGCCGCCCUCUCCAGUGGAAGCUCAUCAUCUGCACAACACAAAGAGCGCCUCCUUCAUAGGCGAUGAAAAUGCAGAGGCUGAAUUCCAUUCUCAAAGGAAGCCCAAACCUUCCACAGUGAAUCCAAUUUACGACAAAAGAUUCGACUCUUUCAAGACAUGGUCUGGUAAACUCGAGAGACAACUCUCAAAUAUCCGCCGCAAACGCCGCGAAACCGAGCAGCAGCUUCUGAUUCAGACGCCGCAAGAGUUCGAAAUUCUACCCGUACAUCGAUAUUUCGAUGCCUUGGAGGGCCCAGAACUUGACACUCUACGCGACUCUGAGGAAAUAGUUUUACCAGAAGACAAGCAAUGGCCAUUCCUCCUCCGUUUCCCCAUCUCCUCCUUCGGUAUCUGCCUCGGCGUCGGCAGCCAAGCCAUAAUGUGGAAGAAUCUGUCAACCUCCAGCGCCACCGCCUUCCUGGAUGUCCCCCCUCACAUCCAUCUAGCAUUAUGGCUCAUCUCCGCUGCUCUAACCCUCGCCAUCUCCCUCGUUUAUGCUCUGAAAGUCAUGUUCUACUUCGAGGCCGUCCGACGCGAGUACUACCACCCGGUCCGCGCCAACUUCUUCUUCGCCCCUUGGAUCUCCCUCCUCUUCUUAGCACAAGGAGUUCCGCCGGCAAUCGCUAAAACGCUGCCUUCAUAUCUGUGGUACAUUCUGAUGGCUCCCAUCUUGUGCCUCGAGCUCAAGAUCUACGGCCAGUGGAUGUCAGGCGGCCAGCGGCGGCUGUCCAAGGUGGCCAACCCCUCCAACCAUCUGUCCGUGGUCGGGAAUUUUGUGGGGGCUUUGCUGGGAGCUUCCAUGGGGCUCAAAGAAGGGCCCAUCUUCUUCUUUGCGGUUGGAAUGGCUCAUUACAUAGUGCUGUUUGUGACUCUUUACCAGCGGCUUCCGACCAACGAGACGCUGCCGAAAGAGCUCCACCCGGUUUUCUUCCUCUUCGUGGCGGCGCCCAGCGUGGCGUCCAUGGCUUGGGCUAAGAUUCAGGGCUCCUUCGACUGCGGAUCGCGCAUCGCCUACUUCAUCGCCUUGUUCCUCUACGUUUCGCUGGCUGUUCGGGUGAAUUUCUUCCGAGGAUUCAGAUUCUCAUUGGCGUGGUGGGCUUACACGUUUCCGAUGACUGGCGCUGCAAUAGCGACGAUCAAGUACUCGAGCGCGGUGACAUGCUGGGCGACGCAGAUCAUGGCCUUGAUGCUGUGCAUCGUGGCUACAUUGGCGGUGGUGGCGUUGCUUGUGAACACGGUGAUCCAUGCGGUGGUGCACGGGGACCUCUUCCCCAACGACAUGGCGAUCGCGAUCAGCAAGAGGCGGCCCAGACGGCGGUGGUACCACAAGAGAUCGGGCAUCAUCGAGCAGCACCUUAAGUUUUCGGAAUCGGAUGCUGCUCUUCAUUCUUGGACCCAAGAUUAAUUCAACUGUGACACCCAAAUCCAAUUAAAUUUUUAAUGAAUACGCAUGUGGAAAAAUCAUGAAUAUAAAUAAAUAUUUAAUAAGAAAAUUAUAAAAUAAAUUUUUAUUUAAAA